Molecule: messenger RNA, 1695 nt
Organism: Naegleria lovaniensis
Lineage: Eukaryota; Heterolobosea; Eutetramitea; Acrasida; Naegleriidae
Exons: 1
Coding region: 1-1695 (564 amino acids)
Source: RefSeq, a predicted model, not a curated record
AUGAUCAACUCCUCCAUCUUCAAUCUCGAUGAUCAAAACAAUAGAGUGAAUUUCAAAAAGAAUUUACUUGAUGCCAAUGACAUUUCUUUGGAAAUGAUGGACCAAGCUCAACGAGACGGACAAGAGUCUCUUGCUGCGACUGAAAAGAAGAUCGCUGAGCUCAAUAAGGAGCUUGAAGACACUGUCCACGAACUCGAGCAGAAGACAAAUGAAAGUGCUCAACUCGAAAAAGAAUUGAAAAAGGCAGAACGCACUCUCGAAGAAAUGAAAUCCAAGAAACGUCAAUUAGAAGUAGAGAAGCAGAAAGACGAAGAAGAAUUGGAAAAGUUGGAAGAGGCUGUCAAGAAAUUGGAACAAGAAAUGAACGCUCUUAAAGAAGAUAUUCAGAAAAUGAAUCGUGAUAUUUUGGAGAUGGAAAAACGUGUGGUGCAAAUGAGUUCUGAAAUCCUUGCCAUGGACGCUGUUGUUAAAGAUAUUGAUAGUAAGAUGGACAAGUUGUCGAAUGAUGUCCAAGAGGUGACUCGUCAAAUCAUGAAUGUAGAUUUCAAGAUGCAGCUCGCAGAGAAUGAAAAGAGAAGUGUUGAAAACGAAAUUAGCAAAGUCUCCAAUGAGGUCACUCAUUUGGAAAGUAAGAUUGAAUCUCUGGAAGAUGAUCUGGAAAACCUCAAAUCCGAUCUAGUCGACAAUGAAUCAAAACUUGCAGAAGAACAACAAGAUCUUCAAGAACAUCAAAAUGAAUAUGAUCUAGAAAGCGAACGUUUGAAGAAGCUCGAAGUUGAAAAUCAAAACUUGUUAGCUGAAAUGCAAAAACUAUCAAAACAUAUGGAGAGCCUUAAAGAUUACACUCGUCAGGAGAAGAGUGGAUGUUCUAGCCGCACCGUUCAUGUUAGUCGUCAAGGUGAGAGAGAUGCUGUGGCCAGACAAAUUGAAAGCCUAAAAUUACAUCAGACUCAAGUGCAGAGAAAUAUCGAUCGAUCUGUCUCACAAUUGGACAAGUUGAAAGAGUUGAAAAAACAAGCCACAAAGAAUAUUGCAGACAUGACUCGUGUUGUGACUAGAAAUAAGAAUGACAUUCAGAACACAGCUUCCAAAUUGAAAUCCACCAAGACACAUUACGAUCAGAAAACAAAAACUGUGAAAGAAAAGGAAAAUAGACGAGACAAGAUCCAAAACGACAUUGCUGUUCUCAUUAAUGAAAAGCAAAAUCUCAAUUCCAAUAAGGACGAAUUGCAAUUGAAAAAGCAGGAUCUUUCUCAAAAGAAACAGUCCAAACAAAACGAAAUCAAGAAUACUGAGAACGCCUUGAAGAACGAAAAAGAAACACUCUCUCGUGUGAAUAUGGAAAUGCAGCAAAAGACAACUGUCUUGGACAAUACAAAACUUGAUCACAAGAAGCAGCUGGACAAGAGAGAAAAGACUGUCCAACAAUUGAGACAAACUGAACUUGAUAUGAAUCGAUUGGAAGUGAAUAUUUCCGACACACAUGAUCAAGCACGUAAAACCAAGAUUGAAUUAGACUUCUUUGAUGCCAAGAAAAAUCAAUUGAGAUUGGUGUUGCAAGGUCUUGAAGACCACAAGAAUGAAAUAAGAAGUCUGAUGAACGUUGUUGAGUUGAAGAAAAAAAAGUUAACAAAUGUCAAUGACCGCCCUGUACAAGCCUAUCAAUCAAGCAACAGACAUAACUUGUUUAAUUGA